UAAGAGUUGAUUGUGAUAUGACAUAUUCUUUAUCAUUUCCUUUAAUUCCAAUUUCGAGAAAUUCAAGAAUUGUUGAAUAUGAAUCGGUUUCGGAAUUAAUUAAAUCUCAAAGAGGAUUGGUUCAUCUGGAAAUACAAUAUUGUUCGAUUGGAUUAGGAAAUAUCUUGUCAGCUUUAAAAACUCAAGUAGCUACUCUACGUUUAUUAUUUUUCUCCAACAUUGAUCUGAGUUCCGUAUUAAAUCAUUUAACUCCAUUAUCAAAUUUGGUUACUUUACAAUUUUAUAAUUGUUAUUCUACAAGACCUGAUAUUUCAUUGGAUCAAGUAAUCAAUUUAUCAAAACUUUCAACUUUACAUUUUGACGAUGGUAAAGAUGAAUUUGCCACUCCUGUAAAAAUUGUUGAAACUAUUAUUGACGCUUGUAGCUUUAAUUUACGUUGGAUACAUUUAGGAAAAUUAUCUUAUCCACAAGACUUGGAUGGUGUUGUUAAUCAGAAUGUUAUUAGAUUUAUGGCACCGAGAUUUCUUAAUUUAACUUAUUUCAAAAUUAAUAUAGAAUGUAAAGAGCAAAUACCUCAAGUAAUUGAACUAUUUAAAAAUUGUUCUUAUUUAGAAACUGUUAUAUUAUGUCAAAUAGGAAGUUGUGAAAAAGCAUUAAGCAUAUAUGAAACAAAUUCUAUGCUGGAAACAUUAGGAAGGAAUGGUUUACCUGCUACUUUGAAAUGCUUUGCUCUACGUGGAAAAUGGUGGACAUUUACUUGUAUAUCAUUGGAAAUUUUUCUCGGUUUAAAUGAGAAUUUUUAUGAUCCGAAUUUUUAUCAUGGUAAAAAUCCUGUAUUUGAACUUGAUCUUACAGGUGGAUCUCAGUGUUUUACGAAUCAACAUCUUAAUGCCAUUCUAAAAGCAAAUAGUUAUAGAAUGAUUGUUAAAAAAGUUUUACUAUCUUCGCUUUUGAGCCCAGAGAUGAUAACUAAAGCAGGAGAGCUGAUUAAAUUGGUAAAACCUGAAUCUGAUAAAAUUGCGUGCAUCCAUUAA
Racocetra persica is the source of this 1034-nucleotide messenger RNA. The record is from the annotation of a GenBank genome assembly. Lineage: Eukaryota; Fungi; Glomeromycota; Glomeromycetes; Diversisporales; Gigasporaceae.